Molecule: messenger RNA, 748 nt
Organism: Drosophila elegans
Lineage: Eukaryota; Metazoa; Arthropoda; Insecta; Diptera; Drosophilidae
Exons: 1
Coding region: 99-644 (181 amino acids)
Source: RefSeq, a predicted model, not a curated record
CAAAGCAACCAUAUGAUUAUUACUCAUUCCAUAGUGUGUAAAAUACCAAAAUGUAUAAAAAGUGAACAAAAAGUUUAAAAAUAUAAAAUCAAUUAAUUAUGGCUUCAUGUCAUGCAGUUUGCACCGCCGGACUUAUACACCUCCUACUUGGUAUGUUAGUUUCGCACGCUGAUAGCUGUUCACCUGCUCCGGACUUGGGCCAAUGGAUUUUCGUGGGAGCGCUCAUGCUGAUGGCUACAGAUAUUGCAAUGUAUCCGGAGCGUUAUAUGCAUUUGCCCUACGCAAUUCAGUUUCUGGUGGAGGUGAUCGGAUGUUUGGCUAUUCUCGAGUUUUUUACGAUCGUGGUGUGGUGCAAGCUGGAGUCCCUGAUCCAUCACACUAUGCGGUUGGUGUCUUUAUCCUUGGGGAUGAGCGAUGAUGGAUACCUGAACUGGGAGUAUUGGCUUCUGUUGAUCCCUACAGCGGCACUGGCUGGCGUUUUAUUUUGUUUAAUGAAGAUGGCUGUAAUACCACUCUUCGAUUUAAAGUCGGUCUAUAGAAAGCAAGUAACUCAAGUACAACUGGACAUGAAUGUUUACACGGACCUGGCUAUUAAGCAAAAACAAAGAUUGAGGAGGAAGAAGUAUAAUUUAAAGAAAUCAUAAGGUCUUAAAAUAUUAUAUAUUCAUUAAUUAUAGUCAAUAAUUUAAGUGUUAAAAUUUUAAGUGUUAUCUUUAAGGCUAAUGCAAUAAACAGUUUAUGUACACAA